AUAUUUAUACUACUAUAGAACUUAAUUCGAUAAUUACUAUACGAAUUAUAGUAAUAGAGAAUAUACACAAUAUAACCAUAACAUUAACAUAUAUGAUGAGAUGACACCCGGUAGUUUACUAAUUUUGGGGUCAGUUUUCAUAGAGAUUAUUAAUCAAAUUCAACAAAUCAGACAUAAUAAAGUAAAGAAAUCCAUUUAUGGAAUAUCCUUUGAUUAUUAUAUAGCUAAUUUUAUAAGUACUGGAUUAAUAUUAUUAACAAGUUAUAGUUAUCGAUUUAGUUCUAUUAUUUCUCAACAAUAUAAAAAUCGAUAUCCUGUUCAUUCAAUUAUUCCCCUCAAUUCCGGAAUAAUAGUUGAAUAUUCCGUACUUGUUAUUUUAUAUUUUGCAAUUAUAUGGCAACUUUAUAUUGUAUAUCCAACUACAAAAAAUAUUAAUCAAUGUUUUAGUGGAUUACAUAAAUUAUUUCUUACAUUUUUAUUUCUCUUGUUUUGUUAUGUGUAUAAACUUUAUUGGUAUAAACAAGAAACUAUUGUAGGGAUAGAUGUUAUAGAUUCUUUAUGGUUUAUUGGACAAGUAUUACUGAUAAUGAAAUAUUGUCCUCAAUUGAUGAUGAAUUGGUUUGAUGAUUGUUGUAUUGGACUUCAUGAUAAUUGGUUACAUCUACAAUUGGUUAGUUAUAUAUUAUACUUAAUAGGUUAUUGGCUUGUACAAGGUGAAGUCGCAUGGUAUGAUAUUCCUAUUAAUUAUAUGGGAUGGACAUAUUUAUGUUUCAAUUGUAUAACCAUGAUUAUUCUUUCGCUUCAACAAUUCAAAUGGUAUAAGGGUCAUAGACCUAAAUUAGAAUUGUAUUAUAGUGCAAUAGAUACACCUGAAGAAUCAGUGUAAAUACUGCCUGUAUUAUUAUAAAAGUCUAUGUAUGCAAGUAUGUAUAUUUAAUCUAACGAA
This is a messenger RNA of Scheffersomyces amazonensis, 946 nucleotides long. RefSeq lists its product as uncharacterized. The coding region runs from base 101 to 886 and encodes 261 amino acids. The record is from RefSeq and is a predicted model, not a curated record. The transcript has a single exon. NCBI's taxonomy places the organism in Eukaryota, Fungi, Ascomycota, Pichiomycetes, Serinales, Debaryomycetaceae.